UUUCUCUUCAAAACAAGAAACAAAUAAUCAAAACAAAUGUAAUUCUAUUUCGUCUUAUUAAAUAAAAUAUAUUAAUUUAAUUAUUCAAUAACAAAAACAAUGGAAAUAACAUUUGCUUUAAUAAAACCACAUGCUGUGAAAAAUAUUGUUGCUCUAAAAUACGUCACUGACAUAAUAAAACACAAUUUUUCUGUGUUGCAAACUAAAGAAGUUGUCAUUACGAAACAACUUGCCAGUAGAUUCUAUGAGGAACAUCAAGGCAAAUUCUUUUAUAAUCGUUUGGUGACAUUCAUGGGAAGUGGCCCAUCGAUUGCAUUUGUUUUAGCUUCAAAAGGUAGCAUUGCCAAGUGGAGAACUAUGUUAGGCCCUACCAAAGUCCACAGAGCUGUCUUCUCUAGUCCCGAUUCUAUUCGAUCUCUCUAUGGAUUGUCUGAUACUAGAAAUGCAUGUCAUGGAUCGGAUAGUCUGGAAUCGGCUUCACGUGAAAUUUCAAUUAUAUUUCCCGAUUUCGAUUAUGACAAGGAACUACUAAAGCAAAUGGAAGCUAUUUGAUAUUUGUCUAUAAUAAAAAAUUAACUGUAGGAUAAAACUUCCAAUCUUAGCCAUGUCUUACAAUCAAAGUUACUGUUAAUUCAGAAAGAGGAUACUCUUAACGUUUAAAGAACUGAGUAAAUGUUUAAAUAAAAGAAUUAAGAAAAUUGUUAUUUUGCACCAAUUGAUUUGAGUCAAUGUGAAACCAAAGAAAAUAAAGUUGUUAUAAUUUCUAAGAAA
Eupeodes corollae is the source of this 771-nucleotide messenger RNA. RefSeq names its product nucleoside diphosphate kinase 6 (gene nmdyn-D6). The record is from RefSeq and is a predicted model, not a curated record. Gene Ontology annotation, molecular function: nucleoside diphosphate kinase activity. NCBI's taxonomy places the organism in Eukaryota, Metazoa, Arthropoda, Insecta, Diptera, Syrphidae. The transcript is spliced from 2 exons. Bases 100 to 552 code for a protein of 150 amino acids. Gene Ontology annotation, biological process: UTP biosynthetic process; GTP biosynthetic process; CTP biosynthetic process.